Molecule: messenger RNA, 2760 nt
Organism: Colletotrichum graminicola M1.001
Lineage: Eukaryota; Fungi; Ascomycota; Sordariomycetes; Glomerellales; Glomerellaceae
Exons: 1
Coding region: 1-2760 (919 amino acids)
Biological process (GO): protein K48-linked deubiquitination
Cellular component (GO): cell periphery; cytosol
Molecular function (GO): cysteine-type deubiquitinase activity; K48-linked deubiquitinase activity; cysteine-type carboxypeptidase activity
Source: RefSeq, a predicted model, not a curated record
AUGGUUACCCGAAAGCCCGUCUCCGGCGACGAGAGCUACGUCGACACCAACACCGCCCCCCACGUACAAGACAUGCGAAAGGAGCUAUGGAGUGCCACCGACUCUCCGUCCACCGACGCAGACAGUGUCUACGACCAUGACUUCCAGCAAAAGGGCGCCGCCGCCACCCUGAACCAGCAAACAAUACCCCAAGAUGUCCCCGAUUCGCUAAGGCCAGGCGGGGUUGCGGCACACGGCCCCCAGAUAAGCAAUGGCAUUAUGAACCAUGUUCAAGGCAGCCGGUCCCCAACUUCCGCCGGCGUGCCAACGGCCGACCCAGACAAUAUCCCGCUGGUAUUACGGCCGGGUCCAUCGCCAGCACGAUCUGAUACAAACCCCUUCAAGCGGAAGGAGGUCCGGGCAGACUCCAGCUCAACACCGCCGCCCACCAACAGUCCUCCAGCGAUGACCCCGCUGCAGCCUCUGUCGCAGAUGAGCACCGGCGAGAUGAGUAACAAUCCGUGGCAGCCAGCCCUCGACCAGCAUGCUCAACGAGCCACACCCGUUAGCCCACAGCAGUCUCCGCCCACCCGCGAUAGCGGAGACUCGGGGCGUAAUGCCGGGGCCGCUUCUCAAGGCCCCAACCUGCCCGCGAUACCAACGUCUCCAGCACUGCUGUCUCUGCCCUCGGAACCCGCCUCGCCGGCGUGGGACGACCUGCCGGAGAACGAGACAAAGAAGCCAGCAGAGGCGCCGAGGCCGGCCGAGGAUGACGUUGCCCAAGCCCAACAUGCGUGGGAUGACUCUGGUUCACAGAAAAAGGGCAAGGGGAAAGCCCCCGCCCCCGUAGUACCUCCUCCCAUUGCCGAGGACGCUCCCAUGGAUGAUUGGAACCUCAUUGAUGUUGAUCCGCCCGCUGGACCGCCGCCGGGAAGGUCGCAGGUACCUGAGCAGAACCACCAACCCUCUGAGCACUCUGCAGGCGCAACGGUACCUCCAGCUCUACCACCACGAAAUGACGAAGGUCAACUGCCCCGGCAGCCGCCACGCCCCGUCGACAGCAAGUCCGAGACCUACCAGAUCAAGAAUAUUGCCUGGUACGACCAUAGCACCGAAAAGAACCCGCGGAUCUCGCCCAUCCUCGUCCAGAAUGCCAACGGGCCCUGUCCGCUGCUGGCACUGGUCAACGCGCUUACGCUGACGACCCCGGCUACUCUGUCAGACACAGCACUUGUUCAGGUCCUGCGCUCCCGAGAACAGAUCAGCCUCGGGUACCUUCUGGACGCCGUUGUCGAUGAGCUCAUGAGGAGGACGCAAGAGUCGCUGCCGGACGUGUCUUUGCUUUAUGAAUUCCUCAAGGGGCUCCAUACGGGCAUGAACGUGAACCCGCGCUUCGUUCCGACUCCAGAGAUUGUCAAGGCCUUCAAGCGCACUUCGCUGACACACUUGCACCCGACGGAGCGCGACGACUUGAUCCCCGGGACGUUUGAAGAUACCAAUGAGAUGGCGCUGUACUCUGCCUUUGCCAUCCCGCUGAUACACGGAUGGCUGCCGUCCAAGGACGACCCGGCAUAUGCCGCUUUCGACCGCCAGGCUGCCUCGUUUGAGGACGUGCAGACGCUCCUCUUCCGGGACGAGGAGCUGCAGGAGAAGCUGGGCACGUUGACAGAGGAAGAAGAGGAGGUUUACUCUGAUAUCCAGGCGAUCAAGGAGUUUUUGGAAACCUCUGCGACGCAGCUGACACGGUCGGGUCUGGAUGUCAUUACGAAAGCCAUGAAGCCCGGGUCCUUUGCCAUCCUCUUCCGGAACGACCACUUUUCCACCCUCUAUCGGCACCCUACGACACAUGAGUUGCUUGUGCUCGUCACCGACGCGGGCUAUGCCACGCACGACGAGGUCGUUUGGGAAUCGCUGGCAGAUGUGAAUGGCGAGCGCACCGAAUACUACUCUGGUGACUUCCGCAUCGUGGGCGGCCAGGGCGAGCAGUCGCAGGGCAGCUCCCGCGGGCAACUGGGCGUCGGCAACAACACGGCAGAUGGACUCAGGGUCGACACUGGGAGGGGAAACGGAGGAGACUGGACGGCUGUGCAGGGCCGCGGUCGUCAGAAGAAGCCCGAUGCGCCGCCAAACCCACAAGACACACCUCUACCCAACCACGAGCAGGAAGACAGGGACUUGGCGCUUGCUCUCCAGCUGCAGGAGGAGGAAGAGCAGCGGCACAGGGCGGAACAGUCUGCGCGUCGAAGAGAGAGCUUGCUGAGUGAACAGUACAUUGAGCAGCAGGCGCGGUUGCAGCAAGGCCCCACGACCAGACGUUCUGCCAAUAGGCAGGCUGCACGGGCGGGCGUGGCACGUAGUACGAGCGCUUCCACCACGACGGCUUCGCUCGUCAGCCGGCGCAAUUCCAACAGCAGCUCAACGGUGCCGCCAUCGUCAGGGCGUCAACCGGGUCAGCCACCGCAGCUGGUGCGGCCACUCGUACCGCCGAUGGCGCCUGCGCGGCGGCAAGGGGUGAACAGGCCGGCGGAUGAAGGGGUCGACGAUGCGCCUCCGACGUACGAGCAAGCACAAGCGGCAGCCAAGUACGAGCCGCCGCCCGGGCAUCCUCACCAUCACGCGAGCAGCCCGACUACGGGGCGGUAUGGGAACGGGGCCGGGCCGUCAUUCCCGCUUUCGCCUCCUCGACAGAUGGUGGGUGGUGGUCGAAGCCGGGUAAUGGGGCCUGGCGGAGUGGUAGGAAGCUCUCAGGGAGGAAGGGAAAGGGAUUGCAUCGUCAUGUGA